Messenger RNA from Brassica rapa (field mustard), 441 nucleotides. RefSeq lists its product as uncharacterized. The record is from RefSeq and is a predicted model, not a curated record. Gene Ontology annotation, molecular function: zinc ion binding. Lineage: Eukaryota; Viridiplantae; Streptophyta; Magnoliopsida; Brassicales; Brassicaceae.
AUGAGUUCGGAUUCGACAUCAGAGAGUUCAACUGUGGCCACGCUUGAUAUUCGGGGAUUUCCAGCGAAAUGUCCUUGCGGGACUGCGAUCACAAUCUUCACAUCGGAAACUGUCAAGAAUCCGGGGAGACUUUUCUACAUAUGUCUUACAAGAAGAAAGCACCACUUGUUUAAAUGGGUUGAGGAAGCUGUUCUUGAAGAGGUUGAAGAUGCCUUACCAAAGAUUGCACAACUUGAAACUGAGAUUAACAAAAGAAAAUCAGAUGUUGAGGAUUUAAAGGGCGUGAUAUAUGAGUUGAUGGAAGAGGUUGUGAGAACUAAAACAGAGAUGAAGAGAUGUCAAGUUAUGAUGAAGUUUGCGUUUGUGAUCAUAUGCUUGAUCACCAUUGUUAUUGUCUUAGUUAAUUCAUGUAGACAUAAGUUUGUUCUUGGCUUAUGGUGA